Acanthosepion pharaonis is the source of this 702-nucleotide messenger RNA. Lineage: Eukaryota; Metazoa; Mollusca; Cephalopoda; Sepiida; Sepiidae. The record is from the annotation of a GenBank genome assembly.
AUGUCACUGUUGCCACUGGAGGUUUUCUCUACAUGGGGCCUUUCCUUCAUCAGUGCUGAUGGGCAACAAUUUGUGGUACAGUGGCAUCAUGUUCAUUUAAAAGAUCAAAAUGCCACAACACCAUUCAAUUUCCAAGCAUUGUUGGAUAAAAGUGGUAAAAUUAAAUUCAUGUAUAAAGAGUUACCAAUACUUCCCAAUAAAAUCUCAUCUGAAAAGCACCCUGUCAAGAUUGGCCUAUCUGAUGCUUACUACAUUGAUUCUAAAAGCAAUGAAGGUGUAAUUCGUACUAUCUAUGAGUAUCAUAGGGUGGCUAUUGACAUGCAAAAAAUUAGACCCAGAACUGUUGUAAUACUUGAACCUCUCCCAACUUGUAACUUGGCUGAAGAUUGCAGAUUUUUUUUCAACAAAUGCCACAAACUUAAAGAAAAUGAGAUGAAAAAAUGUCCAAGUUACUCUGCUCUCUCCAAAAAGCCAAAAGAUUCAGUUCCAGUUGCUGUUGUUAUAGUCAUUGUUGUUGUCUUAAUUCUAUGCAUUUCUGUGGCUAUCUGGUGUUUUUAUGGUUAUUCUCAUCCCACAACUCCACUUGGGAUCUGGAUGAUGGAACAUCGACCAAGUCAGAUGAAAGCAAAAAUGGCAAAUAUGAAAUUUUGGAAACAGAGUACCCCUGCUGGUGACAAAUACAGAAUAGAAAGCGAAGCUUAA